Messenger RNA from Coregonus clupeaformis (lake whitefish), 1037 nucleotides. Its product is annotated as mediator of RNA polymerase II transcription subunit 8-like. NCBI's taxonomy places the organism in Eukaryota, Metazoa, Chordata, Actinopteri, Salmoniformes, Salmonidae. The coding region runs from base 87 to 893 and encodes 268 amino acids. The record is from RefSeq and is a predicted model, not a curated record. Gene Ontology annotation, molecular function: transcription coregulator activity; RNA polymerase II cis-regulatory region sequence-specific DNA binding. Gene Ontology annotation, cellular component: mediator complex; core mediator complex. Gene Ontology annotation, biological process: regulation of transcription by RNA polymerase II. The transcript is spliced from 7 exons.
ACCGGAGCACGCCCACUGUUGCACUCAUUGUUUACUUCCGGUAAAGAUUUAUUUCGCUAGCUGGCAGGUUCGCAACCAUAAUAAAAAUGCAGCAACGGGAAGAAAAAUUGCUGGAAGCAUCCGUGGAAUCGCUUAUUUCCCACGUAGCUCAUCUCAAAAAUGCUCUUCACAGUUUCAUCUACAAGUUGGAAAACGAGUAUGAACGACUGACAUGGCCCUCUGUGUUGGACAACUUUGCCCUCUUGUCCGGUCAGUUGAACACCAUCAAUAAACUGUUGAGGAAUGAGAAGACGCCAUCUUUCCGCCAGCAGAUCAUCAUCCCCCUGCUGUUGUCUCCAGACAGGGAUGAGGAAUUAGCUAAACUGACAGAGCAACGCGUGCCUGUGUUCAGCCAUGAGAUUGUGCCGGAUCACCUGCGCACCAAGCCUGAUCCUGAGGUGGAGGAGCAGGAGAAACAGCUGAGUGCGGAAGCUGCCCGGAUAGGACCUGAGGUGGCACAGAAACAAAUCCAGACACUGAACAAGCUAUGUUCAAAUCUACUGGAGAAACUGAACAAUCCUCGCGAUGACAGGGAUGCGGACAGUGCAGCUAUACGGCAGACCAAACCAUCUUUCAACCCUGCUGACACCAAUGCACUCGUAGCAGCGGUGGGAUUUGGGAAGGGGCUUUCGAAGUGCAGGCCCCCUGGGCCUGUGGCCCCGGGACACACAGGACAAGGGCCCAUGAUGAGCGGAGGUCCCACCUUACAGCAGGUCACCAUCGGUGGGGGUUCAGGCCAGCAGCAAGGCAUGGGGCCUGGUGCUCCUCAGCAGCAGGGACAGCCAGGGAAAAUGCCAAGCAACAUCAAGACAAACAUCAAGGCUGCCUCCUCAAUGCAUCCUUACAACCGAUAAGAUCCUCUCUCUAGCCCAUACUGAUAGAAAGCCUUUAGGAGGCCUGGAGAGUGAGUGAGUGAGUGAGUGCAAAGCAAUGCAAGUAUUCAUAUGAUAUAUGCUAUGUUAUCUUUUGAUUAAAUAAAUCAUUUUGAAAAGAAAGUA